Messenger RNA from Aethina tumida (small hive beetle), 487 nucleotides. RefSeq lists its product as uncharacterized. The record is from RefSeq and is a predicted model, not a curated record. Lineage: Eukaryota; Metazoa; Arthropoda; Insecta; Coleoptera; Nitidulidae. The coding region runs from base 88 to 420 and encodes 110 amino acids. The transcript is spliced from 3 exons.
AACUGGGCGAAAACCAGUCGAAAUCGCACAUUAGGGUGAUCAGCACGCGAUCACACGAAUCGACCACAAAAACGAAAAUUAGGAGGGAUGUAUUACAGAAAAAGGAGCCUGAUAUACGACUGUUCGUACACCGAUCCCGUGUUUGAUCCUGCUUACAGGGUGGAGCACAGGUACACGCGUCCCUUGAGGAACUACACCCCGCUUUAUGUGGGGGAGGUCAAUGAAAAGAACGAAUCGUUCACCAGGGGUAAAUAUUCGUCUUUGUGGCCGCUUUGGGAACGAACAGGAAGAGACUGGGGAAGUUGGAAAUAUUUUGUCGAUUAUUUAUCAAGUUACACUUCCGUUAAAGAUCUAGGGUUACAAGAGAAUUUGAUGGGUUAUUGGCCCAUUCCAUCCAGGAGAGGAAGAUACUACAUUUAAAUAUAAACCACAUAUUUACAAUGAUAUUUUUUGAUUAAUUUAAUAAAGUCUAUUUUUAUACAAACAA